AUCGGCGAGAGAGAAACUGGCCAAUCGCGGUUUAAAACGUCACACUUCCGGUCUGUCUUCCGUGAAUGGCUCACUCGGCUAGCUGGUUUCUCUCAUUCAUUCAGCGUUUUAUGGUAUAAUGCCCUUUAUAAACAACGAAAAAUAAAAAACAACCGCCAUGGCUUCUCGAGCAGGCCCGAGAGCAGCCGGUACGGAUGGCAGUGACUUUCAGCACCGGGAGAGGGUUGCUUCUCACUACCAGAUGAGCGUUGCUCUGAAGUCUGAAAUCCGAAAACUCAACAUUGUCCACGCGCUGAUCUGGGUGCUGAUGGCCGCUCAGGUGACCGUGAGCCAGCUGAGCCUCGUGUCGCACAAGGUCGUGGCCUCUCCAUACCAGUGGGAGUAUCCUUACUUCCUGAGCAUAAUUCCCUUGGUCUUCAGCUUCUUGGCGUUGCCCCGCAACAAAAUCAGCUACCUGGUCAUCUCCAUGAUCAGCGCCGGGCUCUUCUGCGUGGCCCCGCUGGUCUACGGCAGCAUGGAAAUGUUCCCCGUGGCCCAGCAGCUGUAUCGACACGGGAAAGCCUACCGCUUCAUCUUCGGCUUCCCCGCCGUGACGGUCAUGUACCUGGUCAUCGUCAUCGCUGUGCAGGUGCACGCCUGGCAGAUCUACUACAGCAAGAAGCUGCUGGACCAGUGGUUUACCGGCACGCAGGAGAAGAAGAAGAAAUGAGCUGACCUUGAGGACGCUCAGAUCUUACUGCUGAGGCUUUCUUUUGGAAACCCGCCACUGAACUGGUGGAUCAAGACAAACUCUCAAAAAGAGUCUUUUCUAUAUUUAUAUUUGACAGUGGUAACUGGUUAAUUGUUAGCUGAAAAGCAUUCCCUGGACUGCCUGUCACUGCCGCCGUCAUUCUGUACAUUAAUUCUCCAUCAUUCAAAAUGUAAAUCUGAAAAUGUCGUGUGUUUAUGCCUUAUUUUAGAUACAGGUAAACAGACAAGUACCUGGAGGAAUACUGUACUCACAUGUAAGUUAAUGUUCUGCAAACAAAUCCAAAAAGUAAUUGAAAUAUUAAACAGGAUCAUUUCACUUUACGUUGCCAAAGCCAGACUUCAGAACGUGGUUUCAGUAAGUCUUCCGUUUUCAGUUUAUUUGGCUCCUUCACCGUCUCUUUGGUGGUGUUUUGCAACACAGCUUCAUUGCUCUCUGAGGCUGUUGUGUGUACAAACAAACCCUGAAGGACACCACAUGUCCUGUGAGCAGGCUGCUAACUGAGCUAAUUGUUUGCACCGCAGAUCUGUAACGCAUAAAACCUCUGAAAUAAACCUUUAAGAAUCUUCUGAAGGAGACGUUGAUCAUAA
This is a messenger RNA of Gasterosteus aculeatus aculeatus (three-spined stickleback), 1338 nucleotides long. Its product is annotated as protein jagunal homolog 1-B. Lineage: Eukaryota; Metazoa; Chordata; Actinopteri; Perciformes; Gasterosteidae. Gene Ontology annotation, cellular component: endoplasmic reticulum membrane. Gene Ontology annotation, biological process: vesicle-mediated transport; endoplasmic reticulum organization; granulocyte colony-stimulating factor signaling pathway. The record is from RefSeq and is a predicted model, not a curated record.